AUGAGUGUCUCGCCGCAGCGACGGUUUCCCUCACAGAAAGCUGUGGUUCGGCUUCUCGAUUCCAGAUGUGUUGAGGUUUUUUUUUCACAUUUUAUGAAAUAAUCAUCCAAUUGGUUGAAGAUAUCCCUUCACGCACGUCUUUCUGUCGAAGACGUUCUUCAACGGAUCGCCGAGCAAUGUGAUAUCAAUCCCCACGAUUCGCGUUUUUUUGGUCUUGCCUUCGCGGACCAUCUGUAAGUUGAUUACAACUGAAAAAUCCUUAUUCACAUUUUCAGAGGCUAUUUCCACUGGCUCGAGAACUCACUGAUAUUAUCUGACUUGGCCGAUCAGAUCAAAGAGAAUAAAUAUUUGCUAUUAUCCCAUAAUGUCCGGUAAGUAUCUUCUAGAGUGGUUUUAUCCAAAAAACUUCGUUUCCAGCUUUUUUGUCGACUCAGUUUAUGAUAUUCAAUGCGCUUCGACAGCCAAAUUUUAUUUCUUGGAGGUUCAUAACCAAAUUGUCAGGGUUUGUAAGAAGAGUUCAAAUUUUUGAGAAUCAAAGAGUCUUAGCACGAAUUGACCGUAUCGGAAGAUGUCUACAUCGAGUUGAUGGCGUCGGUUUUGACAGUUUAUGCGCCUGAUUUCUCGUGAGUUUUUUGAUAAGUGUUAUUGAAGCACGGCUUUUUCUCAAGAUGAAAAAAGAUAAAAGUGUUGGUUCUUGCCCUUGUCAUUUUUCUCUCGCACUUGUCUCUGAACAAGCAAUCCAUCAUUGUCGACCUUCCUUGCCUUCCGUUGCUUCAGACGUCAAAAGAUGAAAACAAAGAGAUAACUCGGGGAAAUAACAGGGAGGAAGCGGUGCGCGACGUGUUGCGCCACAUCUUGCCGCACUCUCAUCCGCGACAUCUCCUCCUCGGUCACGACGACGUCGACGCCGCCGCCGAAGACCUCGAACGUCGCGUCGUCGACCACUACAACCACAUCCGCGGCCGCUCUCUCGGCCUCGCCAUCGUCUCGUAAGAGAUUCUUUGUAUUUCGAAAAAUAUACUUUUCGAAAAAAAAGUUGUGGAAAUAGGCUGUAGAAUGUUCUAAACGUGGGCUGACCUUAGAUCCUUGAAGUCAGAACUAUUGAUAAGACAGGCCGCCCCGGGGGCGAUCCUACCCGUAAACCGGUCUCAUUGUUAAAAGAGCCGUCCUUCCUAAUUGUUUCCACCGAUGUCCUCCUUUUUUUUUUACUCAAUUUGAACUUUGCGGGUCACGCCCCGGACGAAAUAUUCAAAUCGCACGGCAGCUUUUCUAAAACUUCACCUCGGUAUUUUAUGAGUCGAGAAUAUUUAUUAAGUGUGGUUGAAGUUUGAUAUACAGACACAUGAAAAAAAGAAGACGAUCCAUUUGACAGGAAAAAAAAACUGCCUUUCAUAUAAUUAACCGCAAAAAGCUCAAGUUCAAGUAACGAAUAAUAUAAACAAAAAAGUUACUAAUAAUUUAAAAAAAAAUUUAAUUAGCGGUAUCGAAAGUAAAUUAAGCCUAGAAAAACUAUUGGAAAUUCAGUGGAUUUAUUGAAAAAAGUUUUCAUUUUUUUUUGCUUUUUUUUAGUGCUCAGGCGGGUGUCGGGAAAAAAUAUGGAAGACUUUUUUUUGCCAUUUUAAGGUUGUUCGCUAUGAGUUUUAAUCCAAGAUUUCUAUUUUAAUCUCUCAAAACCGAGUUUUUCGAAAUAAUGAGCCUAUAGCGCAUUCCUCAGGUUCCUGAGCAAGGCGGAGGUCUGUGACAGUUAUGGGUACCGUUUUUAUGAGGUUUUCGACGACGGAGGCCGGAAAUGUCUGUUGGCUCUUGGAUCCAAGGGCAUUUUCAUCUAUUCUAUGGACACUCUAGACGAAUGUUUACAGGUCAGCAUUUUCAAUUGUUUUUCAUUGUUCAAAUAACAUAUGUUUGAUGUUUUCAAAAAGUUUUUGCUUUUCAGGUUUGAUAAACUGAAAAAUUCUGAGCAUCUUCAAUUAUGAACUGAAACUGAAACUUCGAACAAUUCCGAAAAAAUGGUUUACUCUUUAAGUUUGAUGAAAGCAGCAAUGACUUUUUUUAUAAAGAAUUUUUUUGUCAGAAAAAAAAUAUUUGGAAAAAAAUUAGACCAAAAAAAUUUUUUUCCAAUUAAGAGAUAUAUUUCAGAAGUUCCACUGGCGUCAACUCGACAAUCUGUAUUAUCGUGAAACAAAGUUUUCCAUCGAGAUUCGCGACACAAAAAGGUAGGAAAAAACUUCAUCAAGGAAAAUUAAUUCGAAAAGUUUUCAACCUUCAUUAGUCAUAAAAUUAUAUUUGAUUGAAAAAAAUGGGUUUUUUGUGCUUGACACGGGAUGAUUGAAAUUCGCAAGGCCUGAAAAACAUUAUUUUUGGCUCGAAUAAAUUUUUAUAAAUCAAGAAAACAGUUCAACGACAAGUCAUUGUUUAGAUCUCAUUAAAAAUCAAAACUGAAAAAAAAAAAGAAAAACGUUUUAAAAGUGCUUUCAUAUCUUAUUUCAACUGAUUUUUGCGAAUUUCUACCCCAUCGUAGUUUCAAUAAACUGUGAUAUAUACAAUCAUACGUAGUCAACAUUAUAUAACAUGAAUUCCAGGGACGAGUCAUUCGAAACGAGUUUCGGAUCGGAGUUAGUGGACGAACAGCUGUCCGAGGCGUUCAGUCAUCCCACCACGCAGUAUGUUUUUUUUGCUUGUUUUUUCAAGUUUCAGUAUUAUCAUCUUCUUCUUUCUGCGCUGUUUCCUAUUUCUUUUUGCUUUUUUAAAAAUUAUUUUUCCUAAAUUUCUUUCGUUUUUUUUUUGGUUUUUUAAUGGACUUGGAUUUAGUUUCAUAAUAAGGACUUUGUUUUCCAAUUUCUAAAAUUUUUUGGUUUUUUGAACCCCGGUGUCUAUAUAAAAAAAGACGAGUAAUUCGAAAAUUGGGUUUUUUUUCCUUGCCUUUAAAAGCAUAAAUUUUUUCGUAAGUUAUGAGAAAAGGUAUAGAAAAUCAACGCCUACAAAAACACAAAAACGCAUAUUUCAUCAAAAAGUUGACUAAAAUAAAUCGUAUCAAUUUUUUUAGUUUUCGGGAAACUGUGACUCUCCGUAAAAUGAGAGAAAAAUCAUAAUCUCUGAUCAGUACUCGAAAAAAGGGAAAAAGAUUUAAUGUGCGACGAGUUGAAUAAAGACGACACGAGCUCUCUUCUGAUGACGUCAUCCACUGCCUUCACGAUCGCCGGAGAACAAAAAAAAACAUUUUGUACCGCCUUUCUUUCCUUUCACGUCCACUUUCAACGCUACUUUUGUUUUCAUUCCAAUUUUUCCCUUUUGUUUGAUUAAUUUCGUAACGUCUUCUUGACUUUUCUUCCGCACCGCUGACCACACGGAUUUGUCAUCGUUUUUAGCAUUUUUCGGCAGGAAAAAAAGGAAGGUUUUUGGCCUUUUUGAGACGUUUGAACGGUUUUUGUUGCCAUUAUGCGAAGUUCAUCGUUGUUUUGGUCAUUCCAAGGUUCUAGAUUCAAAAAAAAAAAAAAAUUUUCUUCAUAAUUUUUUUAAGGAUAAUAUUGUUUCUAAGGGUUCUUAUUAACGUCGUUUUUGGUGAGUUGGUUAUCUGUAAGUUUUCGGUCUUAUUUUUUCAGUCUUUAAAAAGGCUUCUGUCAUAACUUUCAGAAUUUAUAAGCAGAUGAAAAAUCUGGCUGCUGAAAGUAUUAGAGAUGUAUCUAAAGAGGAAUGAUAGAUUUUUCUAAUAAAUUCCAUUCAAAUACGCUUUUUCAGUCAGUUAAUGCGUAUCCUCUCAAAACCAAAUGAAAAAUUCACAGCAAUUCAAAUGCUUCGGAGCGAAAACCCUUUUCGAAAUUGAAAUUACCGUGACCUGACAGGUUGCUGGAUCCCGAGGAAAGAAAAAGUCGCCGAAAGACAAAAGCCUGUCGCCGCCGACUGCUCAUCAAUAUCCGAUGCGCACAAAUCGUGCAUGCAAAUUUUAUUGCGAAAAUGUUGAGACGACCUGUCGCCGCCCCGUUGUUUCCCGCCUCUUUCCCGAUGAUCUAUCGUCGGCCACGCUAAUUAUUUUUCCUCUUUUUGUUUCAAAUUUCGAAUCGAAUUUUUCAUAGUUCAAAAUUUAUCUGUUCAAUUUUUUUCUUCCAAAUUACCAUACAUGGGAUGAACAUGACUAGCGACAGCCGAGUUAAUUUUUUUGUAAAAAAAAAUUUUUGUGAUUACUGAAAAUAAUGAUGUUCUAAGUCUGAUUUGACUGAUAUCAGAUUGACUUUGGUAAGUCCUUUUUUUAAAAUAGUUUUUUUAAAAGAUUAUAUGUUAGAUAUUCAAUGAUUUCGGAAUGUUCCCCACCUUCUUUUUUUGUUUGACUUUGUUUGGAACUAUUUCUCUUACAUAGUUUUUCAGAAAGAGCUUAAUAAAAAAAUUAACUUUUUUUGAAAAAGAAAUUCUUUCUUAUCGAUAUUUCUCACAAUCGACGCAUUUUUUUGUUCAUUUUUCCCGGUCACCAAUUAAACGAUCCAUAUUCCGAGUGUGAUUUCUAUCUUUUUUUUUCCGACUUUAUACAAAGAAAUAGUUUUAUUUUUAUUUGUUUUUCUAAUUUUCAACUUCAUUUAAGUUUGAUUGAGUUUUCUGAUAAGUUUUAAUUUUUUUUUUAAUAAUUUAUGCAGCGUUUAAAGUUAUUUCGCGGAAAUUUUUUCUGCCUCUCAAAUUUUCAUUCAUUUUUUUCACUCUUUAAUGGCCGCCGCAUCUCGCGGAAUCGCUUUGAACAUGACAUUACCGUUCCAUUCAAAUUUUAUCAAUUUUGGGCGAGAGAUUUGAGAAUAUUCGUAGGGGAAGAAAAACGAUCAAAACUUCCUCUAACCGGUUUUUUUUAUUCCAGAGUCUCCACGUCACGACGUCGAUCCCGGGUGUUCAUCUACAACUUUCGGUGCGAGACGUCGCACGUCUGCCGCACGAUCUGGUCGUCAAGCAUCGCGCAACAUCAGUUUUUCUUGGAAAGGAGGAAUUUGGGAAAGGUGCGCUUUUUUUAUUGUUUUUUUGCAAGUUUUAAUAUCUAUCACUUGAUCUUCAAACUAGAGAUGAUCGAUUCAUUGAGCAAUAAUAUUGGGGCUCCUGGGUUUCGAAAAAGAAAAAAAACUGGAAAAUGACCUCGGGGAGGCUGUUUCUCAUCGGCUCUUGCGCUCUGGGGAUAAAAACCCUUAACACUUUGAUCUAUGUUUCUGUUUUUCAAGGUUCAUUUGAAUGUGUAUUCUCACUAGUUGUUUCAUCGUGCAUUUUGACUUCAUUUUCAACGUUUUCGAACAUUCUGUCAUUUUACUAAUUUCUAAAAUUUUUAACUUUUGACUUCAACUUGAUCGACUUAAGCUUAUAAUGAUUUUUCGGAACGGGCAAUCCCGAAGAUCAAUUUUUUAUUAUGUCAACUUCUGUUCAAUUUUCAUUAUUUCGUAGUUCGAAACAUUGAAGCAGUCGAUAUUAUGUGCACGUUAUAUGCUUGGCCAAAUUUUGACGACUUUUGCAGCCGAGUUUGGCAAAUAAAAACGGCGGGGCUCGAAUUGCCUAACGUUUUUGUUUCGAACUCGCCUUUUAUUAUCUUUUAUUUAUUGUUCAGCGGCUAUUCCUUCCUAGGUCUUGUUUUGGAAAUACGACCUUUUGUCUAUAUUUAAAUUUAAAAAUAGGCUUCAAGUUGGCCGAGAAAAGUAGUGUGUAAAUUGAGGAGGUCUUCGAAAAUUUUGAUUUCGAAUUUUGAAGGAGAAUCAUCUAGAAGUUUAUCUUCCCUUUUGUACUUUUUUGAAUUCACUUGAACGCUUUCUCUUGAGUUUUAGGAUCUCGAAUCUCAAAAAGUUAGAGAGCAUGGUGUAGUAAGAGACAGAAACAGGGAGAAAAUAUUUUUGUGUCUGUAAACAUCUCUAUCCUUCAGAAUUAUCAACAAAUCUUCAUUUCGAAUCUCCUUUUCUCACUUCCCGACCUGAUUUUACUUAAAGCUUUUUAUCAUUUUGACCAAAAUUGAAAAAAUAGCGAAUGCAAUCUCGCCUUUUAUGUUUCUUUUCAUUCUCACGAGGCUUUGAAUUUUCGCGAGACUAAUGGCUUUCUCAUUUUCCUUUACUAUGUCAUUAUAAAAAAGAAAAUGAAAAAUUUUCCCAAAAGAUAUCAAUUAAGAGACGUAUAUUGUCGCCAAGACAACGAGUCUGACGCAUUAUAUUUGGGAGGAAUUUUUUGGGUGAAGAGAAUUGAAUCUCUCUUUUUUUUUCUGCUUUUUAAUUCUUGUUUUCGAAUUUGAGUAAUACAAAUCUAUGUGAAAACCUUUUUCCUCCUACGUUUCAUUUUUAGUUCUCUGCUUAUUUGCUGUAAUUGAAUGAAAUUAUGCAAUUAAUUAGAAGGAAUUAAGUUGAGAUUUUCUGUUUCUUUUUCGAAAAGUGUUCUGUUUGCAUUUUUAAGGCUCUUAAUAAAGAUCUAAAUCCGGAAAAAAGCCUUCUUACCGUGCUAAAUUACUUUGAACAAGCUUACUAUGGUAUAUUUUUUAGGUUACUUUUGGAUGUAAUUGAGUUAAUAAAAUCAAUAUACUGGAUUUCUUUUUGAAAAAGCCCACUUUCUUCAGACUCCUCUCAGGAGUUUCGUGGCUAACAUAACAUCAGAUAUUUCAAUAAUUGUUCAUUUUGAAACAACCGGAACACUUGACCACACCAACUAGACUUUACCGAGUCACACCUUAAUUAGGCAGGUAAUCGGACUCCUUGUUAGUGCGGCUGAGCCGAAACUUAAAAGGCGCCCUAAAGACGCAACCUGGACAAACAAAAACAAAACGAGUAACGGUUUGGGGUUGGAUGAAGGCUGGCGGGAUUGCGUCCUCGUCGCGCGCCGCGUUUUUCGGUAGUCCUCUGGAUUAUCUCAUUAGGAGGAACGCGCGGAAAACGACAGCCACUUUGGUGCCUGUGUUGCGCCAUUACUUUUGCCGACCUUAA
Caenorhabditis auriculariae is the source of this 6914-nucleotide messenger RNA. The record is from the annotation of a GenBank genome assembly. Lineage: Eukaryota; Metazoa; Nematoda; Chromadorea; Rhabditida; Rhabditidae.